GUGGAGGCAUCCCAGUCGUGCCGCAGGAGACAGAACCGAGGAGACCUGCCUCCCGGCCCUCAACCCCGCUGCACCCCACCAACCUCCCCUCCCCUCCCUCCUGGCUUCGGCCCCCACACCCUGCACCCCACUACCUUCCAAAGGCCUAACGCUCCCACCAGGACCCCAGAACUCACUACUAACCCACCCAAGGCAGGAGCCCUGGCUUCCAACCCCAACUGUUCUGCUUCACAAGAUCCCCACUCCCUUCCCACAAAACUCUGGAGUCCUGGCACCCAGGCUUCCUUCAGCAACCCAUGUAUCACCCUUCAGAGAUGUUCUCACAGUACGGGGGCUCCUAUCCUCUGCGGCCUCCCCCGCCUCCAGGAGCUGGGUAUCCCCAGAGUCAGGCACCCCAAUACGAAGCCUUCAGAUAUCCAGACAUCGAUGCUGCCCCCAAGCUGGAUAGCUUCUUUCCCAGCUUGGAACCUUCCGGACGCCUCCUGCCCCCAGCUCCCGGCCUCCCUUACGGGUCGAGUCAGGCUCUGCCACCAGGUCCCCCGCCAAGCGCGCGUCUCCCCUCUGGAGUACGAAUGAGCCUGGAGAAUGGGGAGCUUUGGAAAAAGUUCAGUAGCGUCGGCACAGAGAUGAUCAUCACCAAGGCAGGCAGGCGGAUGUUUCCACAGCUCAAAGUUUCUGUCACUGGACUGGACCCCGAGGCCAAGUAUUUGCUGCUGGUGGAUGUCCUCCCCGUUGGCGGCUCCCGAUACAAGUGGCACAGCAAGCGGUGGGAAGCCAGCGGCAAGGCGGAACUGCCUCCCCCGGACCGGGUCUACAUCCACCCCGACUCGCCUGCAUCCGGGGCCCACUGGAUGCGCCAACCGGUAUCCUUCCACCGGCUCAAGCUCACCAACAACACACUGGACCCCCAUGGACACCUGAUCGUCCAUUCCAUGCACCGUUACCAGCCACGGGUACACGUGAUUGGAGCUGGAGGGCGCCGUGGGGCAGGCGGUGGCUGCGCCUCCUUCACUUUUCCCGAGACCCAGUUUCUGACAGUCACAGCCUACCAGAAUCCACAGAUCACCCAGCUGAAGAUUGAGAGCAACCCUUUUGCCAAAGGCUUCCGAGAAAAUGGGAUGAACAGCAAAAGGGAGCGCGAGGCCAGAAUCAAGAGGAAAAUAAAGGCAAAUGAAUGCGAGACCGAUGUGGGGGAAAGCGAGAGCAAGAAAGGCCCAUGCGAUUCCACCCUUACAGAGGAGAUGCCUUUGGACCACCAGCAGCCACCGCCACCGCUACUUCCGCAUCCUUCCUGCUCCUUCUAUCCCACUGCAGGGACUAAUCCCAGUGGGGCUGAGGCGUAUGUGCAACACCCGGCCGCUUUCCAUGGUUUGCAAGGAGCCCCAUCACCCUACAGCAGCCCAGGUCAAGAAAUGACAGCUCCUCCACCUUCACCCACUGCCAAGUCACCUCUUGAGCCGUCAGACUUCAGGGCGAUGCUCCCGACAAGUUGGAACAGCUUGGAUAUAAUUCCAUUCCUGGGGGGGCCUGAACCACCAGAUGCUUCUCCCUUCCCACCUUUCAAAUUCAGCUUCACGCCUUAUCCCCCCACUGCUCGUGUGUAUGGGCCUCCUACGAGUUACCCUGGCUCCCAGCCACCCAUGCUCUAACCCCUAUUUCUCCCACAAUACCCAAAAUCCUGGCUCCUAGCUCUUCUAUGUAUGUUUGGGGGUGGUUGUUUUGCUUCCCGUCUUGUUAUUUCUUUGGGAAGAGGCAGUGGUAAACUUGUGUGUAUCCUUCAUUUUAAAAUGAAAUCCUAA
This is a messenger RNA of Sphaerodactylus townsendi, 1799 nucleotides long. RefSeq names its product T-box transcription factor 6 (gene TBX6). Gene Ontology annotation, biological process: cell fate specification; heart looping; vasculogenesis. Lineage: Eukaryota; Metazoa; Chordata; Lepidosauria; Squamata; Sphaerodactylidae. The transcript has 8 exons. Gene Ontology annotation, molecular function: DNA-binding transcription factor activity, RNA polymerase II-specific; RNA polymerase II cis-regulatory region sequence-specific DNA binding. The record is from RefSeq and is a predicted model, not a curated record. Bases 297 to 1649 code for a protein of 450 amino acids. Gene Ontology annotation, cellular component: nucleus.